AUGUCGGGCCCUCCGCCGCCGCUGAACCGCGCGGACUCGUCCAAAGACCACCGCCCUCUGCAACCGAGCACUCUUCGACAGAGCCAUACUCCUCCUAGCCGUCCAGGGAGCGGUGACAGCCAGAGCAGCGAUGUGUACCAGUCCAUCACGGCUAUUGGCGACUCGUUUGCCGGCGAAUCGACGCCCUUGAUACUGGACGACCAGUCAGGGCCCCGCGGCCAUGGCACCUUCAACCCUCAUUCUUCUUCGCCCCCCAAUGGCCUCUUUGGCGGAAGCACCGACGAUGAGAGCGAAACGCAGGAGAGCGGAUCGAACGCUGGUUUCUUCUCGUCGGUCUCGGGGAAUGAUGACUGGAAGAGGUGGCUCUCAAGGAGGAUGCGAACGACCAAGAUGGGUCACAGUAGCGAGCUGGCUGAGCAGGCUGGGUUUCGAGAUACCCCCUUCAUGUAUCUGGCAUACUACAUUCCGUGUCUGAACUGGAUCCAACAGUACAAGCUGUCAUACCUCCAGGGUGACUUCAUUGCAGCCGUCACCAUGGCCUCGUUUUACCUCCCGAUGGCGCUCUCGCUGGCGUCUAAUCUGGCACACGUUCCGCCCAUCUUCGGUCUCUACGGCUUCAUCUUCAAUCCCUUCGUAUAUGCGUUGCUCGGAUCCUCUCCGCAAAUGGUUAUCGGCCCUGAGGCAGCUGGAUCUCUUCUCGUGGGCACUGUGGUGAAAUCGGGAGUCGAUUCUGGAGGUGAAGGCUCAGAGGACAACGACAUUUUGCAUGCCCAGAUUUGCGGUGUGGUUGGCGGUAUGGCUGGCGCCAUGGUCCUCAUUGCGGGGCUGGCCAGAUUGGGUUUCUUGGAUAGCGUGUUGAGCAGGCCCUUCUUGAGAGGGUUCAUCUCUGCCAUUGGUUUUGUUAUUGCAGUGGACCAGCUGAUCCCAGAGCUUGGCCUUGCUGCCCUUGCGGAAGAGGAGGGCGUAAAUCACGGAAGCAGUGUCGACAAGAUUGGAUUCAUUUUCAGGAACGUUGGGGAGACUCACAAGCUGACCUUUGCUGUUGCGGGUGUCAGUUUCGUGAUUAUUAUGAUAUUCCGCGAACUAAAGCGUCGUUUGGAGAAGAGGUUUCCUGGAGUUGCCUUCUUCCCUGAUCGAUUCCUCGUCGUUGUCGUUUCGGCUAUCCUGUGCUGGCACCUUGACUGGGAAGACAAGGGAGUCGAGGUUCUGGGAUCUGUCAAGGCCGCCUCCGGAGGCAUCUUUGAAUUCCGAUGGCCGUUCCAGCUCGCCCAUAUGAAGCACAUACGCUCAUCCAUGUCAACGUCUUUUCUCAUUGCACUCCUCGGCUUUUUUGAGUCGUCGGUUGCGGCAAAGAGCCUGGGCGGUAGCUCGAUCCCUGGCAUCGAACUCAGUGCGAACCGAGAGAUGAUUGCCCUGGGAACUGCCAAUCUCGUUGGCUCCAUGUUCAUGGCACUGCCCGCGUUUGGCGGCUAUGGACGAAGCAAGGUGAACAAGACGACCGGUGCAAAGACUCCAAUGAGCUCCGUGUUCCUCAGUCUGUUGUCAUUGCUGUCCGUCUUGUUUCUGUUGCCAUAUUUUUAUUUCCUGCCGAAACCCGUUCUUUCGUCAAUGAUCUCCGUCGUUGCAUGGUCGCUGAUAGAAGAGGCUCCUCACGACAUUUCAUUCUUCCUAAAGAUUCGGGGCUGGACCGAGCUGGGCCUCAUGGCAGCCAUCUUUCUCUCCACCAUCUUUUACUCCCUGACCCUGGGUAUGGCUCUGGGCGUAGGAAUCUCCCUGCUCCUGGUUAUCAAGCACAGCACUCGUCCCCGCAUCCAGAUCCUGGGUCGUGUACCCGGCACUAACCGAUACGAGAACCCCGAAUCCCUCGACUCUAGGAUCGAGUUUAUCGAGGGAUGCCUCAUCGUCAAGAUUCCGGAACCCCUGACGUUUGCCAACACCGGCGAGCUCAAAGCGCGCCUUCGGAGAUUGGAGUUUUACGGCACGUCGCGAGCGCACCCCGCCCUGCCGCGCAUUCGCAGCCACGAUUCAAACCGCAACAUCAUCUUCGACAUCCACGGCGUGACCUCUAUGGAUGGAUCUGGCACGCAGGUGCUCGAGGAAAUCGUGCGGGAGUACCGCGAGAGGGGCGUACGGGUCUUUUUCGCCCGCGCACCGCAUCACCGGGAUCACCCUGUGUGGCAGCUCAUGGACAAGAGCGGCAUCGUCGACUUGUGCGGCGAGAGGCACUUUGUCAAUGACGUCGAUGCUGCACUGCGACUGACCGAAUAUGAGGACAGCGUGAUGACGCAGUGA
Molecule: messenger RNA, 2292 nt
Organism: Trichoderma aggressivum f. europaeum
Lineage: Eukaryota; Fungi; Ascomycota; Sordariomycetes; Hypocreales; Hypocreaceae
Exons: 4
Coding region: 1-2292 (763 amino acids)
Biological process (GO): transmembrane transport
Cellular component (GO): plasma membrane
Molecular function (GO): sulfate transmembrane transporter activity
Source: RefSeq, a predicted model, not a curated record